UAUUUAUGAGAAACCGUUUUAAAUCGUAGAAAUUAAAACAACAUUUUCUGGCGUUAUCGUGCGAUAUCGAAAAGAUACGCGCGAGAGAUCUACAAGGCUCGAGCGGACGGAAGACUUGAGAACGUCGUCGAUCGAUUAUAGAUCUGAAUCCUCUGUAUAAAUUAACUGCUAUUAUGAAGAGCCGUAGUCAUUGUAAACACAACUUUCAAUUUCAAUAGAAAGGAGGAAGUCAGUCAAUACGGGUGUCUGCGGCUAUGGAUUCCAUCAAGCCUUUAGCCCCGAGCCGCAGGGUUUCCAAGUCCAAACACAGGAAACAAUAUUGGAAGAACAGAGAGAGGAGGGAAACAAUGGAACGAUUGAAAACAGAUAUGAUCGAGAUCGGUGAGGGGCAAAAACGCAUCAGAGAAGGGCAACGUGAAAUAAGACAAAAGUUUGAAGAGAUAGGAUCUGAAUGCCGCAGGCUCAAAGAGGAGACGAUCAACAUUGCCAAGCAGAGUGAUUACAACCAAGUCAGGAUCAACCUGAUGUUUAGCAUCUUGAAAGCCCGUGAGGACAACAACAUUGCCCAUGCUGAUCACCUUACUGGGCUCCUCCGCAAGGAAAUGGAAAAGCAGGAACAAGGAAAGCCAGGCCUGGUUGGCUGACUAAUGAUCAUGGAAAACAACGAGCAAUUAGCCUUUGCAGUCACUCCUGAUCGUCUUUUCUUAUUAAAAUGAAAUCAUCAGUCCUAAAUCUAGAUAUGUAUUGGCAUUAGUCUUCCUUUAAUAUCCUGCUUCCUUGGAUGGAGUUUCCGUUUGAUAAAGGAUUUGCGUUCUCUGUUCCGAGUUGAAUGUUUUGAGUUAUAGUACAUACUAUGUGAAUUGCCGGGCGAUGCCGCCGGUUGUUAUAUAAACGGUAGAAGCAUUCGGAUGGGUAUAACCUGAGGUAAUCGAAGAAGAAGAUAGGCAGACAGAAUUGAAGAAAAUGAAAAGAAUACCUAAAGCAUGGAGGUUAAACAAUGCAACCACAUGCUUCAUGUUAGAGAAACUUAAAGUCUUAACUAGCCUGUCUGGCUUUGCAUUA
This is a messenger RNA of Populus trichocarpa (black cottonwood), 1062 nucleotides long. RefSeq lists its product as uncharacterized. The transcript has 3 exons. The coding region runs from base 255 to 644 and encodes 129 amino acids. The record is from RefSeq and is a predicted model, not a curated record. Lineage: Eukaryota; Viridiplantae; Streptophyta; Magnoliopsida; Malpighiales; Salicaceae.